Messenger RNA from Notodromas monacha, 3021 nucleotides. The record is from the annotation of a GenBank genome assembly. NCBI's taxonomy places the organism in Eukaryota, Metazoa, Arthropoda, Ostracoda, Podocopida, Cyprididae.
AGCAAUUAUUUUAUAUGCUUGAGCAGCAGAAUGAAGCCUUUUCGCGCGUCAUUUCGCGUCGCUUUUCGCGAUCGUCUGUCGUGACUUGGUCGUGAGUCUGCAUCGAGUGCAAGAACUAACUGUGAACACGAGCCAAAAUCAUGGCGGACGGAAACCGGUCUGAUUCGUCGACCAACGGCGGUACGGCGUAUCGAAGGCCCGUUUUGCCGAAUUUGAUGAAUGGAGUCGAUCCCCGGCAGCGACUGCCAAGCUUCAAACGAGAUCGUCCGAACGAUGACGCCGCCGUGUCAAGGGAUCAGUUAUUGCAGAAAGCGAAAGAACCGGUGAGGAAAUUCAUGCCGAAACUGAAACAGAAGGCGAAAGUGGUUGCGAAAAAAUCGGCUGCACCUGAGCAACCUCCUCCUGUCGUAACUAAGAAAGAUCGGCCAUCGCGUAAGCCAGAUGCUCAGAAGCCGAAGUUCAAGCCGAGAGAAACUAUACAGACAUCUGGAUCCGUUUUUGAUACGUCAACUCAGUUCGACAAGAAAGUCCGCUCCUCUUACGGAGAUGGAGAAUCGAGGAGUGCUGGACGAUCUACGACAGUUGCGCUCUCAGAAUCAGAGAGAGCCAAGCGACAGAAGAAACGAGAUGAGUUGCAGGCAUCAGCUAAGGAAGGAUAUGUUUCUGAGGAGUAUGACGAAGACGAAGAAGACAAUGAUAUUUCACCGUUGACGCUGCCAAUGCUGAAAACCUUGUCGCUCUCGUCGAAGAAUGUGAGAAAAGUAGAAGUGAAACCCAUUUUGCAUUCGAAGACUUCGUUAUCUUCGCCGAGUCUGAACGGAUUCCAUGCGACGGAAGAAGAUAUUAAACCUGAUGUCGCAAAACCCUUUUCGAAUGUGGAUCCUUUUUGUCGUGAACCUUGUGAUUUGAGGAAUUUCGUUAAUUCUGUGCUAUGUCCGGCUGACGAUUCGGAAGAAUUAUUCACGAUGCAAUUUCCGGAUUUUAUUCCUGUAUCCGAAAAAAUGAUGCGAAUGAAGAAUUCUGCCGUUGAUGAAGAAGAGGCCAAGCCGCAGCAAGAGGGAGAUGCAGCCAGUGGAUUCGAAGAGCAAAGUGUCGGCGCCUACAAGUUGACUCUCCGAGAUUUGCCAGAGGGCUUAUUCUGCCGUUUUAGAGUUAGGCAAUCUGGGAAGGCGGAAUUGGUUUUCCCGAGUGGCAUAGUUUUUCCUGUGAUUAAAGGUUGCGGUAUUGGUUUUCGUCAGGAUAUUUGUGUGAUUGACAAAGGGGACGAAGAGAGGAGAGGGAAGUUGAGUGUGAUCGGAAGCUUGAAAGAAAAGCUUCUCUGUGUUCCUGAUUUUGAGCCGCUUUUCGAAUCGAGUGAAGCGCAUCGGAAUGCUUCGGUCAUCUCAAAGAUGCGAAAAUCGUGAAUGCAUUAUUCCUUCACGCAAGUUGCUGAGGAAGCCAUUUUGUGUCGGAAGAAAGAAAGGCAAAUUUUAUUGUCGAUUCCGGGAGUGAACACGCGCAUGAUUCGAAAUUGUGAAGUGGGUCUCGCCUGUCGAUUCCGGAAAAAAAGAGAUUCUAUCGUCACGGUAUCCUGACACGAGCCUGUCGGAAACUUUCCUCCCGUGGCACCACCACAAAGAAUUCACCGAAUUUACUGUAUUCACUCAAACGUCAACGAUUAUGAGACGAACCUCACUCUUCGUGUCGCAAGAAGCAAGAUUACUGCCUGCAAAUAUAAAUUUGUACUUCAGCAAAACUUUCAUACGUAUGUUAACGGAAAUUCAAGAUUCUACUCGUGUUUCAGCUGUCUCAUUCUUAUAAGAAGCUUUCAAGCGACGUUAUUGUGUUAUUUAUUGCACGAUUUGGAAUCAACUGUGAGGUUUGAGUUCUCUUCGUCACUUCCGGUUAUUUGACUUAUACCAACCAUGCUCAUUGUUCAUUGGUAAGUUUAUGGUUUUUCGCAUGAAUUAAGAAGGAAAACUCGUACUAUCUCAGUCAGAAAAGAACUAAAGACGACGUUGAGUGUGUCCUUAUUGAAUUCCGAAUUUAUUCAUGUACUGAUAAGUGGAAAGCGCAUGCGUAUUUGUGACGCUGUGGAGCGUAAGGCGUUUCCUGAUGACAGUAUUUAAAGAACAAUUACUUCAAAGAACUUACUUAUGUAGUAAAUGUGGUGGCAUUCUUUGUUUGUGAGGCUGAAAAAGGGAGUGAGUUCCAGUGUGUAUUUGUGGAAAUGAGACUUCUAUCUAGCAGUCCCCUUAACCACAGGUUGACGAUAUUUAUUGGUGAAAUCGGUUGUCGUUAUGACUGACUACCACGAAGAGCAGAACGCAGAAUUGGAAGCAUUGGAAUCGAUAUUUUGCGAAGAGCUUCAGUUUUUGUCCAGGGAACCGGUGGCAGAGUUUUCCAUAACUUUGAAAUCCGAGCAUUACGACGAAGAAGAUGCUAGCAAAGGUGCUAUUGUGGCUCUCCGGUUUUCGUUUACUCCCACAUACCCCGACGAACCCCCCGAAAUGACUGUCGACAAUCUCGACGGUCUUAUCGUCGGUGAAGACGAAGAAUCUUCACUAAUGGAAUAUCUCGAAGGGCAGGCUCAGGAUAAUCUUGGAAUGGUGAUGAUCUUUACACUUGCAUCAGCUGCCCUCGAAUGGCUGAAUCAACGCUGUGAUCAGAAAAUUAAUCACCGCGAAGAGGAGGAAAAGCGAAAAGAACAAGAACGCGAAGAAGAGGAGCAUCGUCGCUUCGAAGGAACCCGUGUGACUGUCGAAACUUUCAUGAAAUGGAAACUUGCAUUUGAUGAGGAAAUCCUGCGAAGUAAAAAGGUGAAGAAAGAAGACACGUCGUCGAAGAAGCUGACGGGCCGCGAGCUGUUCAUUCAGGACAAGACGAUGAACGAGUCGGAUUUGAAAUUCUUGGAAGAAGGGGGAGAGGGCGUGAAAGUUGACGAAUCGCUCUUUGAAAAUCUGGACGAGCUCGACUUGGAUGAUUUGGAAGAAUCAGAAGAUGCAUAGACUAGGAGAAGUAAUGAAUGCUGUGAACAUGUUA